Zophobas morio is the source of this 1007-nucleotide messenger RNA. RefSeq lists its product as uncharacterized. Bases 183 to 941 code for a protein of 252 amino acids. The transcript is spliced from 2 exons. Lineage: Eukaryota; Metazoa; Arthropoda; Insecta; Coleoptera; Tenebrionidae. The record is from RefSeq and is a predicted model, not a curated record.
GUGUGUACCUACUUGCCAAAAUCCCAAUGCUUAGCAGCAUCUCGUACAGUGUGUUAUCUUGACACUACGUAAAUACCCAUGAUAAAGAUAACAGGACUGUAUAUCUCUUAGAUAACACACACAACAUGGGCGUAAUGUGAUCUCUAGUAGCAAGUACAGAAAAAUAUAAGGUUUUUGAUAAAAUGUCGCUAAAGUUUUUUAUAUAUCUUGUGGCUAUUUGUAUUGUAUGUGUAAGAAGUGACGUAGAAAGUGACGAUGAGGGAAGUGGAUUUGGGUUAAAUAUGGAUGAAACAGCCGACGAGGAACCAAGUCUGAGACAAGUAACACCAUUGUUAGACGCAGAUAACGAAAUAGAUUCGACAACAAUAACAGAAAAUGAAACUGCGGAAUCCGCUGAAACAGAUCUAGUCACUAUAAAGUCGCCUUCUAUAACCAGCAAAGAAAACGAAACUGAAAUCUUUGAAGAAAAUAUUAAGACAACGAGUGAAAAAGUACCCCAGAAAGCGAUUACAACAACGAGUCCUAUUGUUACUACUAGCCGCACUAGUAGUAGUAGUAGUAGUAGUAGUAGUAGUAGUAGUAGUACUAGUGCUACCCCCAAAACUAAACCCACUCGUCCUUCUUUCAAUAUUACCACGAUUCCAGCCGACAUUUCGUCAAAAACGUCCAACAUUACUGACUCAAGCGACGGCAGUGGAAUAAGCCUAUUUAGUUCUUUUAAUUUAAACUAUUUAUAUUUCCUCCUUUUGUUAAUACCGAUCGGCGGAAUAGGCAUUUGGGUGACCUUCUUCUGCAAACGAAAGAAGCGAAAAGGUUACACCGAGGGUAAAGGUACCACUAGAAUAAACAAAACGAGAAGAAUGUCCACGCCUUCGUGGGUUUUCAGCGAACCUGAUUUCGACGACGAGGAAGUCAUCACACUGGAAGAAGAAAAAAAAUGAAUUUGUUAGUGUAACUAAAUUAUUUAAGUUUGCCUUUUUACAUAUAAAUUUUGCUACUUGCGUUAA